UACAAGGGCAUUUGGCGCGGAACCGAAGACUCUUCGAUACCAGAAGUUCAAUAGAUUCACAUUCUUUUCUUGCCGAUUUUUCAUUUGAAUUGACACAAGAACCUGUUGCAUCCGCGAACACGAAGCGAGAAUGGAUGAAGGGGGCGAGGCUAAGAUGGGGAUGUUGGAGAGCUUCAUGAAAGCUCAUGAGAACUCCUUCAAAUCCCUCUUUCAGCGCAAGAAAUCUUCCCUCAGCGAAGACGGCUUCGAUUCGUCUGUCAAUUCACCCAGACCCAUCCCUCAGCUCUCUCCCAUCGCCAAUUCCGUCGUCUCCCAUUGUUCCAAGAUCCUUGAAGUCCCUACUGAAGAGUUGCAGCAUCGUUUUGACAUAGAGCUUCCGGAGAGUGUUAAGGAGCUUUUAACGUAUGCUAGGAAUCUCUUAGAGUUUUGCUCAUAUCAAGCUCUACAUGUGGUGACUAGACGGCCGGAUUAUUUGAUUGACAAGGAGUUUUGUCGGUUGACAUAUGACAUGAUGCUUGCAUGGGAGGACCCCAGUGUUGAGAGUGUGCCGCAAGACAAAGAAACUCCUACUUCCAGUAACCAAGAAGUAGAGGAUGAGGAAGGGUGGUCACUAUUCUAUUCAAGUUCCACCAGCAUGGCUGUUCAGGUUGAUGACAAGAAAACUGUUGGCCAAGAGGCUUUUGUGCGGAUUGCCCCUGUUUGUGCUGCUGUUGCAGAUAUAAUUACUGUCGAAAAUUUAUUUGAUGCACUCACAAGCUCGUCAGGCCACCGACUUCAUUUUCUCAUAUACGACAAAUAUCUUCGAAGCCUUGACAAGGUUGUGAAAUCUGCAAAAAGUUCAUUAGCACUUUCUAGUUUUCAGCUUGCUGAGGGUGAGAUCAUUCUUGACAUUGAUGGGACAGUUCCCACUCAACCAGUUCUGCAACAUAUUGGAAUGUCAGCUUGGCCUGGGCGUUUAACAUUGACCAAUUAUGCUCUGUACUUUGAAUCACUGGGAGUUGGUUUAUAUGAUAAACCUAUAAGAUACGAUCUGGCAAUGGAUAUGAAGCAGGUAAUAAAACAGGAAUUGACAGGACCAUUGGGUGCUCGUAUCUUUGAUAAAGCUGUAAUGUACAAGUCAACAGCUGUGGUUGAGCCCGUGUACUUUGAGUUUCCUGAGUUCAAAGGAAGUGGUCGAAGGGACUAUUGGUUGGAUAUAUGUCUUGAAGUCCUGCAUGCACACAGAUUCAUUAGAAAAAAGAAUCUUAAGGAUACACCACAAGCAGAAGUAAUUGGCAGGGCAGUUCUGAGCAUCUUGCGAUAUCGUGCUGUUAGAGAAAAUUUUCACUUCUUUUCAUCUCAGUACAAAACUUUACUUGCUUUUAAUCUUGCUGAAACUCUUCCUGGGGGAGAUAUUAUCCUGGAAACUCUUGCAAGUCGUUUGGCACUUCUGAAUGUCAGUGCUUCCCCACGUAAUGGUGCUGGGACUGCAUAUGUCAAACGCCACUCUACAUUGUCGCCAGUUGCGCUUCUGACACUUAACCAACUUGGACUAAUUUUACAAAAACAUGCUGAUAGUGAUGGAGAAACAAUAUUAGUUGGGGAUUUCUGUGUUGGUGAGAUAAGUCCUUUGGAGUUGGCAGUGAAACAGUCAAUAUCAGACACAGGAAAGGCAGAAGCGGCAAAGGUGACUGUGGACCAAGUGAAGGUGGAAGGGAUUGAUACAAAUGUUGCGGUCAUGAAGGAACUGCUAUUUCCAGUCAUUAAAUUAGCCAGCCAUCUUGAAUUUUUGGCGUCUUGGGAAGAACCUUCAAAGUCAAUGUCGUUUCUUGUUUUGACUUCAUAUUCUAUUUUAAGGGGGUGGAUCAAGUAUAUAUUGCCGUCUACUUUUAUAUGCUUCGCAGGUCUUAUGCUUUGGCGAAGGCAUUUUAAAAUAGGGAAGCCAUUAGAACCUUUUAAAGUUACAGCUCCACCAAAUCAAAAUCCCGUGCAGCAGCUGCUGAAGUUACAGGAAGGUAUUACUCAAGUUGAAGCAUUGAUUCAAGCUGGAAAUAUUGUUCUCCUGAAAAUAAGAGCUCUCUUGUUCGCUGUACUUCCCCAGGCUUCAGACAUGGUUGCUCUGUCGCUGGUUUUUGUGGCGGCCAUGAUUGCGUUCCUGCCCUUGAAAUGCAUAAUUCUCUUGAUCUUUUUAGAGGCGUUCACAAGGGAAAUGCCGUACAGGAGAGAAAGCAAUAGCCGGUGGAUCAGACGAGUAAGAGAGUGGUGGAUCAAGGUACCUGCGGCUCCUGUUCAACUCAUUAAACCUAUUGAUAAUAAGAAAAAGAAACCUGUUGAUGAUAAGAAAAAGAAACGAUGACUUCCAUUUAGCUCUUUAGAUCUUAUUUCGUUGUACAAAAACCAUGUCUUCCAAUUAAAUAUAUUUGUAAUGAGAACAUUUUUUUUUU
Molecule: messenger RNA, 2423 nt
Organism: Tripterygium wilfordii
Lineage: Eukaryota; Viridiplantae; Streptophyta; Magnoliopsida; Celastrales; Celastraceae
Exons: 10
Coding region: 131-2335 (734 amino acids)
Source: RefSeq, a predicted model, not a curated record